AUGCCUAAAAAUAAGAAGAAACCAGAAAGUUCCAGCAGUGACAGUGAUGACGGUCCCGUUGAUAGAAAUCCGCCAGCAGAGAAAAAAGCUAAAAUGGGCUCCAGGACAGAAGAUAAAGAGCCAACUUGGGUCCUGCAAGGUAAAAAGUUGGUAAAAGUAAGAGAGUUCAAGGGCAAGGUCUAUGUAGAUAUAAGAGAAUUUUAUGAAAAAAAUGGAGAAUUAUUACCAGGAAAGAAAGGCAUCAGUUUAACACCUGAACAGUGGAGGAAGCUCUUGUCUUUAGGAGAUGAAAUUAACGAAGCUGUCAGUUCCUCAUGUUAA
This is a messenger RNA of Parnassius mnemosyne (clouded apollo), 321 nucleotides long. Lineage: Eukaryota; Metazoa; Arthropoda; Insecta; Lepidoptera; Papilionidae. The record is from the annotation of a GenBank genome assembly.